CUUCGUAAGUCAUUUGAUUCAUUGUUACGAUUGUGGAAAUCUUCGAAAACAGCGCACGAUUCACGAACUAAUAAUUUCAGCUGCUACACUAAAACAUUAUUAGAGCAUACAAUAAGAAAAAGUGACGUAGGGCGGCGCCUGAAGAUCUGAAGUCGAUAACGGUUCGUCAAUGCAUAAACAGUUAGUUUAUUUACGAGGUGAUGUGAAUCAACGGGAAUGAAUAAAAUGCGAAGUACUAUAGCUGCGUAGAUGCAUCAAGGUUUAGUGUAGGCUACGCAUGGUGAAUUAUUGCAAUUUUUAUGUACUAAUGCAUACGCCGGGCGAUCGGCUGGAAAAUUACAAAAAUCGUCAUUAGUAUUGUUAAAUAUGAGUUCAGCAGCGUUAAGGGCGUACGCCCAAGAAUAUUUCAGCUCUAUUAAUUCAAUAGCUGAAAGAAUUCGGGCAGACGUCAAUACAGCCGUAACUGCGUAUGAAGAUUUGUGGCAUACAUUAAGUCCUGAAGACCAAAAUCAGGUUCUAGACGAUACCAUUAUACAUCCUGAGGCUGUACUGAAAUAUUCUCUCUGUCAACAAAAUGAAAUAGAAAUUGAAUGUUUUCCACGGCUACGUUUAGAAACGGGUUAUAAAUAUGUGACAGAUGACGACGGAGGAAAGGAACAAGCCGUGAAAUGGAGGGAUGAACACUCUGCACCAUUUACAUGGAUGACCCAGAGCCAGCUGAAUCUCAGCAUUAUGGACUCCACUGAAAAAGACAGCAGGAAACCUCCAUUACAGUCUUCUGACACUUUAUUUACACCAUCAAAGAAACCUUUCACCACCUCUGACGGUUUUGUUGACCCACCAGAUGUAGUGUUGGGUGGUUCGUCAUCUCGAUUGGCAGCUAGUCUUAGUCCAAAAAUCAACUUAGCAACAAAAAAUCCUUGUGGAGAAGAUAGCUUACUAACAAAACUUAAAAACAAGACAGCAGUAUUAAAAAUACAGACAACUUUGAAAUCUUCAAUGGGCAAACCAGAACCAGAGAGAGUUCCUUGUCAGUCUGAUAAUGACAAGCAAGCCCUUGUUCACACAAAGACAAUCCGCAGUACUACAAACAAUUUGAAGAAUACAAAGAAUUUGGGUAAUAAACCACUGGUGUCUAAACCAAAGACUCCUCCUCCACCACCUCCCACAAAACAGAAACAUAUAUCAGAAACCAAGCUAGAGGAAGAUCCUGAAAGAAAAGCUUUAUUGCCAGGUGCUCCUACUAGUGGUCAGAACUCUAAAGAAACUAAGGAACAUUUGGUAGUGAAAUCUACUACUUCCAUUGAUUCAAUUGAUUUAGAUGAUUUCCGUAUUAAUCUGAAUAGCCCAUCAAAGGAUGUUCCAAAAACAGGUUUUGAUUUCCUUGACAACUGGUAGUUGUGCUUCAUUUUUUACAUUUUUCUUUUGCAUGGGUCACCAAAGAUACAUCUACUGAACGAUAUUUAUGGUGUGUAAAACUUCAAAGUCUUAUGCUCUGUUUUACUUUUGUAUUCCUAUGGUUCAUAACUGUGAUUUAUUAAUUUUAGAGAUGUUCAACUCUAUAUCCUGCAUCGAGAACUUAAAGAACUGCAUAGUGUAUUUUUGCUGUCUUGAACAAGAUAUAUCUAGCUAUAGAGUAUGAAAAGAUAAACGGAACUGUAGUGGUAUACAUUUUCUGAAUAUUUUUACAAUUUUUGUAAGUGGAUUUUAUAAUGAUUUUAGUGAAAUGUGAAAAAGUAUUACUUUUACCUAUUUUAUACCAGAAAUAGUGUUGAUGUACCUGAGUGUUAAAAAGGCUCAUAACCUGUAAGAAGUUUUAUUCUCAUCCAGUAUUGGAAAAAUAUAAGCUUUCGAUUAUUUAUUUUCAUGUUGGAAUCGAAGUAUUUUUACAUUUCACAGAUUAACUGAAGCCUUUGAUAUUGCUUUUCCAAGUAGCAACCAAAAUGUUAUCUUUCAGUAUAACCUAUACCUUGGGCUACAUUACAGAUCAGUUUGUCACUACAACCUGCAUCCCAAAAAAUAUAGGCAUAAAAUUAUUGUCAGUGCUCUGAUCUUUUCCUGUUUGCAUUUUUAUGAUGUCACGUACUAUAACAUCACUUCGUCACAGGAUGAAGCUGACAUCCAGUAUUGGUAGAUUCAAUUGAAGGCAUUUCACAGAGUUGUGGUUUUCCAAUAAAAACUGAUCUGAUGUUUGGUAUGAAUAACAAAUUGAUACCAGGGAUCACCAUGCUUAGCAGCAUGUUGAAACUGGGGAAACUCAUUCUCAGAUCCUGUUUGAAAUGAAUAUCAAAACUUCCAACACCUGUGUUGAUUUUUGAAGGUAUUUUUUGUCAUUUUUAAAACAGUUGUGGAUAAAUAGUUUUGCCUCACUCCUUUUUGAAAAUUUACAGUUAUGAAAUGUAAAUCAUAAUUGGCAAUUAUGAGUCAUGCAUUUUAAGUUCCAGAAAAUCAGAUACAAGUUGCACUGAUUCAGUGUUACUUUUGUCGUCUCUCUCUCUCUCUCUCUCUCUCUCUCUCUCUCAGUUAUGUUACCCUUUGUCACAUUGUGUGUGACUACGUGUUUGACUAUUCAGCGGAUAUGCCUUUAACAAAUGUUACCUGUUUUUUUUUUCCCCCAAAAUAAGUUGACUAUGCUUGAAAAUUGGCAGUUCACUCCAUUUUAAUACUUAAAUUGUAGACUUGAUUUAACAGUGAUUGGUGUUAGUAUCUGUGUGGAAUGUUUACUUGGGUAAAGCAUUUUGUUUACAUUGCUAACAAUCAGAAAUGAGUAACACUAAUCUGUAUUGUCUUCAUUCUUUCUUAGGCAAACUAUGAAGCAUCGUAUUCCAUGACAGCCAUUAGUAUCAUGGAUAUAUCUUUUAGUUAAAUGUAGCAAAUCAGAACUUUGACUGAAUCGUGUCGCCUGUGGAUGUCUAUAAAUCAGUUGUAUGCUAUAUGCCAUAUGAGAGUGCACUGGUGUAAUGGUCACCGUUAAAGAAUACAAAUCUCCAACAGUUAAAUAUAUCUGUUACUGAACUUGGUCAUUUUUUGUACAUUGAGAAUUUUUUUAAUGUCUCACAAACUCAAAUGGAAGAAACCAGACAGAUGUUAUAGAAUCAGAGAUACAAAUGAAAUGUGGCAAGUGUCUUUGUUUCACUUUGUGUGUCAUGUAUAUAUUAAGAUUAUUGGUCAAUGUGCAUAUUAACAUUCAGGAUGCAUCAACUCUAUAAUUGUAUUUAGUAAAAAUUGUUUUA
Schistocerca americana (American grasshopper) is the source of this 3233-nucleotide messenger RNA. RefSeq lists its product as uncharacterized. The record is from RefSeq and is a predicted model, not a curated record. The transcript has 2 exons. NCBI's taxonomy places the organism in Eukaryota, Metazoa, Arthropoda, Insecta, Orthoptera, Acrididae. Bases 367 to 1398 code for a protein of 343 amino acids.